AUGGCGCACGUAGCUGACUUUUAUAACAAAAACGGUUACUUUUCUGGAAUCGCAGUUUUAUCAGCGGAAGAAGUCGCCAAUUUACAGACACACUUUGGACAACUCGAAGAAAACACAGGUAAAGAUGAUGCCCAGUACUCUCUCCAUAAUGUCCAUCUGAAUCACCCUUGGGUAAUGGACAUUGCCUCACAUCCUAAAUUGCUGCACUCAGUCCGGCAGAUCCUUGGUCACAACAUCAUCCUUCUCGACUCGCGAUUCAUCUGUAAAUAUCCAGAAUCAGAAGUGCUCCAGCCCCACGGGACUAAGCCAUACGUGGCGUGGCAUCAGGACAUCAGGUACUGGGGCGUGGAGGGUGAAGUUGUAACCGCAUGGCUAGCGGUGGAUGACGCUGACCAGGAGAAUGGAUGCAUGUGCGUCAUACCGGGUACACACACUUUGGGGAUACUUGAGCACAAGGUUGCCGAGGAGAAAGGCAACAUGUUGACAUCCAACCAGUCCAUACCGACGCACCUUUUUGAUGUCACGAAGUCUACGCCGUGUCCAGUCAAAGCUGGACAAAUGUCACUUCAUUCCGGCCUCCUUGUACACGGAAGUGACCCAAACAGAUCCAAUCGCAGGCGAUGUGGUUACGUCAUCAGAUAUGUUUCCACGGAUGCCAAGCCAAUCAAAGAUCCUAACAGACCUAGAUCAUUCCCAGCAACCGUUGUCAUAAGUGGCUACGACGAAUAUAAACAUUUUGAAGACCACUGUCCCGUAGGGUUCUCUAAUCAACCUGUGGCCACUUAG
Messenger RNA from Ylistrum balloti, 786 nucleotides. Its product is annotated as probable alpha-ketoglutarate-dependent hypophosphite dioxygenase. Lineage: Eukaryota; Metazoa; Mollusca; Bivalvia; Pectinida; Pectinidae. The record is from RefSeq and is a predicted model, not a curated record. The coding region runs from base 1 to 786 and encodes 261 amino acids. The transcript is spliced from 4 exons.